Messenger RNA from Acanthosepion pharaonis, 651 nucleotides. The record is from the annotation of a GenBank genome assembly. Lineage: Eukaryota; Metazoa; Mollusca; Cephalopoda; Sepiida; Sepiidae.
AUGUUAAGAAACAAUGAGAGCGGUGUUGACUAUUAUGUCCACACUAUCUAUCUAUCUAUCUAUCUAUUUCAGUCUUUUUCAUCUAUCGCGUGUUUAAUCUAUCUAUCUAUCUAUCUAUUUCAGUCUUUUUCAUCUAUCGCGUGUUUAAUCUAUCUAUCUAUCUAUCUAUCUAUUACAGUCUUUUUCAUCUAUCGCGUGUUUAAUCUAUCUAUCUAUCUAUUUCAGUCUUUUUCAUCUAUCGCGUGUUUAAUCUAUCUAUCUAUCUAUCUAUUUCAGUCUUUUUCAUCUAUCGCGUGUUUAAUCUAUCUAUCUAUCUAUCUAUUUCAGUCUUUUUCAUCUAUCGCGUGUUUAAUCUAUCUAUCUAUCUAUCUAUUUCAGUCUUUUUUCAUCUAUCGCGUGUUUAACCCAUCUAUCUAUCUAUUUCAGUCUUUUUCAUCUAUCGCGUGUUUAAUCUAUCUAUCUAUCUAUUUCAUCUUUUUCAUCUAUCGCGUGUUUAAUCUAUCUAUCUAUCUAUCUAUUUCAGUCUUUUUCAUCUAUCGCGUGUUUAAUCUAUCUAUCUAUCUAUUUCAGUCUUUUUCAUCUAUCGCGUGUUUAAUCUAUCUAUCUAUCUAUCUUUUCACAAAAACACACAAAAAAGAAUAUACAAAAUAG